AUGGAGCUUCGUGGACGACCGCUCAAUUGGGCCAUCACGGCUGUGGCUGGGUCAGGGUUUUUGCUGUUUGGAUAUGAUCAAGGUGUAAUGAGCGGCCUGCUCACAGGUCAAGCUUUCACCAAGCAGUUUCCCGAAAUUGAUACGACCGAUACUGGCAAUGGCAGCUCCUCACUCCAGGGCACAGUCGUGGCCAUCUACGAAAUUGGCUGCUUCUUUGGCUCGCUCUUCUGUCUCUUCGCUGGCGAACGACUCGGACGACGGAAGUGUAUAUGGUUUGGCUGUGUCAUCCUCAGUGUAGGAGCUGCGCUCCAAGCAGCAGCCUAUGGCAUACCUCAGAUGAUCGUAGGACGUAUUGUGGCUGGGCUUGGCAAUGGCAUCAACAGUCAGUGUGGAGGAUAG
Molecule: messenger RNA, 399 nt
Organism: Fulvia fulva
Lineage: Eukaryota; Fungi; Ascomycota; Dothideomycetes; Mycosphaerellales; Mycosphaerellaceae
Product: Major facilitator superfamily transporter mfsA
Exons: 2
Coding region: 1-399 (132 amino acids)
Biological process (GO): transmembrane transport; carbohydrate transport
Cellular component (GO): membrane
Molecular function (GO): carbohydrate:proton symporter activity
Source: RefSeq, a predicted model, not a curated record